Andrographis paniculata is the source of this 2646-nucleotide messenger RNA. Its product is annotated as geranylgeranyl transferase type-2 subunit alpha 1. The transcript is spliced from 9 exons. Gene Ontology annotation, biological process: protein geranylgeranylation. Bases 271 to 2361 code for a protein of 696 amino acids. Lineage: Eukaryota; Viridiplantae; Streptophyta; Magnoliopsida; Lamiales; Acanthaceae. Gene Ontology annotation, cellular component: Rab-protein geranylgeranyltransferase complex; cytoplasm. The record is from RefSeq and is a predicted model, not a curated record. Gene Ontology annotation, molecular function: protein binding; Rab geranylgeranyltransferase activity.
UCAGCUGCAGUUCGUCGUCGUCUUCAGCGAGCUUCGUCUGUGAGAUUCUUUCAAGCUUCUACAGCAAUUUCGACUGGUUCGCUGAUUGUUAUUUCAGUUCGAUCUGAUUUUGCGCCGUUUCAGUGAAUUUUCGGUGUAAAUCGUUUGAACAUACACCGGCUAUUGACAUCGUAUGGUGAUUUUCUGUUUCGAUUUUUACUCUCCCAGUACAGAUCUGCACCGCCAGUCUGCUCGAUCAAAUUCAACUGCCAAAUCCAAAUUUUGAUAAAGAUGCACGGGAGGCCGCGGAAAGACCCAAGUCAAGAAGAGCAAGAAGCAUCGUCGCUCAAAGCCGCAAAACUUCGUGAACUUCAAUCUCAAGUUCUUCAUUUUCACCACAACAAAAUAUACACAAAGGAAGCUGUUGAGAUUAGUGCCAAACUCGUAGAAUCAAAUCCUGAGCAUUAUACUGGUUGGAAUUACCGGAAGCUAGCAGUACAAGACAUCCUCAAGCAACAAUCGGACGGCGGAGCUGAUCCUGAAUCAAUUCAAUCAAUUCUUGAUGAAGAGUUGAGAGUUGUAGAGAAUGCAUUGAAGAGGAAUUUUAAAUCUUAUGGGGCAUGGCAUCACCGUAAAUGGAUUCUAAGCAUGGGCCAUUCAUCCACGGAUAGGGAAUUAAGGCUUCUAGGCAAGUUCCAGAGGCUCGAUGCACGGAAUUUCCACGCAUGGAACUAUAGGAGGUUUAUAGCAGGGUUGAAGAAGAUCCCUAAUCAAGAGGAACUUCAGUAUACAACAGAUAUGAUAUAUGAUAAUUUCAGCAAUUAUUCUGCCUGGCAUAACCGAAGUGUGCUUUUGUCUGAUCUCCUGGAGAGAAAAGAAGGAUUUUUUGAUAAAGAGAAUGUUCUCGGAGAGGAAUAUGAGUUUGUACGAAAUGCUCUCUUCACAGAUCCUGAUGAUCAAAGUGGCUGGUUUUAUCAUCUAUGGCUUUUGGAUCAAACCCUGAAGCAAGAGCCUCUAUUCCUUUCUUCAUGGCCUCCUCAUGGCGCUAAUGUGAAUUUGUCAUUCGACAGUCAUUUCAGUGACCAACCCACUCUACAUUUCCGGUCUAAGGCUGGCAGAUUUCCUCUCAUUAUAUAUUUCAACGAAGCAGUCAAUGGAGUAAGCUCCUCCACAGUAAAUAUUGAAUGUCAGUAUAAUGCUCUCACUGAUUCCGUUUGGAGUCCACUUUCAGCAAAUAAAUCCGGUUAUUCCCAAGCCUGGUUGACUUACCUGAAAUUUCCUGAUGAAGUCGAUGCCUUAGAUGCUUGUCCUGUAAAAGUUAUAGUUGCCGAGCUUCCGGGCAUUACUUCCCUAAGUGGUAUGCCCUGCACCAAGUCUUGGGGUAUAUCUUUUACUGUUUUAUUAUAUUCUGAUAACCGAGGGCAGUCUGAGGUGCAAGCAACACAUGAAAGAAUAUCAUGGAAAGAGGAAAACUUUAAAUCUCUGGAGACAGGCUUUUUUCACUCACUUUGUAAUUUGGAAAUAACGAAGGAAAAUAUACCUUCGCCUCCUAAGUGGAGCCUGGAGACCAUAUCCAAUGAAAUAGAUCACUGCCAAGAACUUCUGUUUACAACGAACUGUAAAAUUGGAAAACUCACUCUUGCCAGACUCUUGAUGGCUCGCAACACAUUGAUGACUUACAACCGAGACGAUGGAGCAGAAUUCAACUUUGAGGAAGUUCUUGCACUUUAUAAUGACUUAAUGAAAAUGGACCCUUCACAUAUUUGUUACUAUGAAGAUGAGUACAGCCUAGUCUUGUUGAAGCAGUUGACUUCAAACUCGGAGACUUUGUUGAAGCACUGUGGUGAAUACAAAGAGCCUUGUUCACCACAUACGAUUUCAUAUUUAUCUGUGCGAAUGAAUGGCCUCUCGUUGUCGCGGAUUGGGAGUAUGGAGCAGUUAUUAUGGGUUCAAAUUCUGGAUCUCAGCCACAACAAACUCCGAUCAAUCGAAGGGUUGGAGUCUCUACAGCUCCUGUCGUGUUUGAAGCUCAACAACAACAAAUUCUGCAGCUUUACAGCUCUAGAGCCCUUAAAAUUACUGAAUUUGCUAGAAGUGUUGGAUAUAUCAAACAAUGAGAUCGGAAACCACUCUAUUGAUACAAGGCGAUACUUGUGCUCGUCUCCUCUCACUAACACAGGGGGAAGCGAGUGGCAGUUCUCGAAACUUGCAAAUAGCGACAUCCAGUUGAGCCAUUACUGGGACGCGUAUCUGCUAUUCAAGGACAUGAAUCUGACCCAAUUAGAGAUCACGGGAAACGCAGUGGCUGAUGAACGGCUGCACGCCCUUCUGCUCGAGCUCAUGCCAGGGCUCGCCUGGCUGGACAGCGAGAAGCGCCGAUAGUGUACUAUUACUACUACGACGACGACGAUGACUACGACUACUCUCUGGGAUCAGUAUUUUUCGAUGGGGACCAGAAGGUAUGACAGAAAACUUGAUUUAAUUUUGUCUUUUGUGUUCGAUGAUCGAAGGAUGAAUCAUUUAUUCACUGAAUUCAGUCACACUAUUUGAGAUUGAAAUCGAAAUCGAAAUCGACAGGGUAACAUUCCUAUUGGAUGAGAUGUCUUGCACGUUUUACUCAUCUUCUUAUUUUCUCCAUUUGAAUCAUUUUCUUGAUUGUUUUUCUCA